UCAGCAUCACCUGGAGCAGAGUGGCCCAGCCUCAGACUCAGAAUACCAAGACCCAGGCCCGCAGGCCUGGACCCACCCCGGUCCCCCUGUCCCAGCUCCAUUCUUCACCCCACAAUCUGUAGCCCCCAGCCCUGCCCUGUGAGGCCCGGCCAGGCCCACGAUGCUCCUCCUUGCUCCCCAGAUGCUGAGCCUGCUGCUGCUGGCGCUGCCCGUCCUGGCAAGCCCGGCCUACGCGGCCCCUGCCCCAGGCCAGGCCCUGCAGCGAGUGGGCAUCGUCGGGGGGCAGGAGGCCCCCAGGAGCAAGUGGCCCUGGCAGGUGAGCCUGAGAGUCCACGGCCAAUACUGGAUGCACUCCUGUGGGGGCUCUCUCAUCCACCCCCAGUGGGUGCUGACCGCGGCGCACUGCGUGGGACCGGACGUCAAGGAUCUGGCCGCCCUCAGGGUGCAACUGCGGGAGCAGCACCUCUACUACCAGGAUCAGCUGCUGCCGGUCAGCAGGAUCGUCAUGCACCCACAAUUCUACAUCAUCCAGACCGGGGCGGACAUUGCCCUGCUGGAGCUGGAGGAGCCCGUGAACGUCUCCAGCAACGUCCACACAGUCACCCUGCCCCCUGCCUCGGAGACCUUCCCCGCAGGGACACCGUGCUGGGUCACCGGCUGGGGUGACGUGGACAAUAAUGUGCGCCUGCCGCCGCCGUACCCGCUGAAGGAGGUGGAAGUCCCCAUAGUGGAAAACCACAUUUGCGACGCAGAAUAUCACACUGGCCUCCACACGGGUGACAGCUUUCAAAUAGUCCGCGAUGACAUGCUGUGUGCGGGGAGCGAAAAGCACGACUCCUGCCAGGGCGACUCCGGAGGGCCCCUGGUGUGCAAGGUGAAUGGCACCUGGCUGCAGGCAGGCGUGGUCAGCUGGGACGAGAGCUGUGCCCAGCCCAACCGGCCUGGCAUCUACACCCGGGUCACCUACUACUUGGACUGGAUCCACCGCUACGUCCCCAAGAAGCCCUGAGCCAGGCCUGGGGUGGCCACCUGGGUCAUUGGAGGGCCAGCCCCUCCCGUCCAAAACACCACUGCUUUCUACCCAGGCGGCAACUGCCCCCGACACCUUCCCCCAUCCUGAGCCCCCUCCCCUUUUCCAGCCCCCUCCCCCAUCCUGAGUCUCCUCCCCCAUCCUGAGCCCCGUCUCCUGUCCUGAGCCCUAUCCCCUUUCUUGAGCCCCCUCCCCCAUCCUGAGUCCCUUCCCCUAUCCUGAGCCCCCUUCUCGAUCCCCUCCCCCACCCUGAGCCCCCUCCCCUUUCUUGAGCCCCCUCCCCCACCCUGAGCCCCCUCCCCUUUCUUGAGCCCCUCCUCCAUCCUGAGCCCCCUCCUCCAUCCUGAGCCUCCUCCCGCAUCCUGAGCCCGCCCCUCCUGGCCCCUCCGGCCCUCCCCUGCCCAGGCAGCUGGUGGUGGACGCCCAUCCUCCCUAGUGCUGCUCUCAUUAAAGUGCAUGAUGG
Molecule: messenger RNA, 1493 nt
Organism: Pongo pygmaeus (Bornean orangutan)
Lineage: Eukaryota; Metazoa; Chordata; Mammalia; Primates; Hominidae
Product: tryptase delta
Exons: 5
Coding region: 161-1009 (282 amino acids)
Biological process (GO): proteolysis
Molecular function (GO): serine-type endopeptidase activity
Source: RefSeq, a predicted model, not a curated record